UUCGCAGAGGUUUGUGGGUAGAACCUGGAUAAUCAAGAUGGCAGCGCCCUGCUCGAGGAUUUUGAGUCGCCCCUUAUGGCAAUUUAUUACAAAUGUCGGACGGACAGGGCUAAAACAUACAGGAGUUCGUCAAAUUUCUCUCAGUUAUGCUUGUCGAGCUGCAACGCAGACCAAAAGUAAAACGGAAAGCGUCGCGUCACCAUGGAAGCUGUACGGGGCGGUGUGUCUACAGAGGCUGCCUGUCAUAUCACAGCAGCGGAACCCGAUCGAAGACCAGUUCGCUGAGCUCAUGCAUCAGAUGGAGCUGGAGAGAAGCUUGCUGUCGGAACAUGAACAGAGGCUCCUGGAGGACUCGGAGCGUAUGAGGCGUAAACAGGCAGACAACUAUGAUUCAGAUGAGGAGGAGGCAGACUUCGGUGGCCAGGAGACCAUCACAGCUCAGGACCAGGAGGACACCUGGGAACAGAAUCUCAAACGCUUCCAACCUGCUCUCAGAGCCAGAGAUGUAGAUGGUACAGCACUGGGCUCAGUGGAGAGGUGUCUUGGAGACAGCCUGGUCCUGCUGGUACAGCAGACUGUUGGUAAAGAGAAGAUCUGGCUGCUGCCUCAGGCCCAGUGGGAGGCAGGGGAGACUCUCAGACAGACAGCAGAGAGAGGCCUCACCAGCCUGCCAGAGGCUGAUUUCAAGGCUACGUUCCUUGGCAACGCCCCCUGUGGAGUGUACAGGUACAAGUUCCCCGAAGAUGGGCGGACCGAGCGCAGCGUGGGAGCCAAGGUGUUCUUCUUCAAAGCUUUACUGUCAGGCGGGUCAGGCAGUCAGUCAGCCAGUCAGAAAGGACCUUUCCUGUGGGUGAAGAAGACUGAACUGCAGGGUUACUUGAAGCCAGCCUACUUGGAGAAGGUCAACCGCUUCAUACUCAACCUGUGAUGGACAGGAUCCGACGAGAGGUUACAGUUGUCUUUUAAAAUGUCCUCGUUGAGUCCUGGAAGUCAUACUUCUGUCAUUAGCAAACUGCUGUUUUCUCCCUCAUCCACUUUGUGUAUAAGAUAACAUGAUUAAAGUAUAUAAUUUUUUCCAACAUA
Molecule: messenger RNA, 1083 nt
Organism: Coregonus clupeaformis (lake whitefish)
Lineage: Eukaryota; Metazoa; Chordata; Actinopteri; Salmoniformes; Salmonidae
Gene: mrpl46
Product: mitochondrial ribosomal protein L46
Exons: 4
Coding region: 38-928 (296 amino acids)
Cellular component (GO): mitochondrial large ribosomal subunit
Molecular function (GO): structural constituent of ribosome
Source: RefSeq, a predicted model, not a curated record